This is a messenger RNA of Pteropus alecto (black flying fox), 947 nucleotides long. It is a transcript of the gene CLMB, whose product is annotated as chromosome unknown C16orf74 homolog. The record is from RefSeq and is a predicted model, not a curated record. The transcript has 4 exons. Lineage: Eukaryota; Metazoa; Chordata; Mammalia; Chiroptera; Pteropodidae. The coding region runs from base 228 to 455 and encodes 75 amino acids.
CCACGCUGCUGGUCCAGACCUCACCCUGAGGAGCGAGGCCCUGGAGAAAAGGCCCCGCUGGAGACCACUUAACCUGCCUUCCCUCCAUCGCCAUCCUAAAUAAUAGCAGCUGACACUUCUUGGGCUUCUGCUCUGUGCCUGGCACAGAGUGAAGCCCUUUGACAGCCAUCACCUCCCCGCAUCCAGUCCUCGCUGCUACUCGAUGAGUCUGCUGCAGAGGCGCCGACAUGGGGCUUAAGCUGUCCUGUCUGAAAGGCUUUAAAAUGUGUGUCAGCAGCAGCAGCAGCCAUGAUGAGGCCCCCGUCCUGAGCGACAAGCACCUGGAUGUGCCCAACAUCAUCAUCACCCCCCCGACCCCCACUGGCAUGAUGCUGUCAAGGGACUCCAGGCGGACAGUCUGGCUGGAUGAGACGGGGUCGUGUCCAGAGGAUGGAGAAAUAGACCCCGAAGCCUGAGGAGGAAGCACAAGUCGAGGAUUUGUCUGCACCAGCUCCUGCUCUGGCCAUCCCUCCUCUGUGUGUCCCCAGGGGGAUGUCGCUGCCUGGAACAGAUGAUGUGCUGAGUAUGUGGGAUGGGAAAACGGAGUGAUUCCGGCACUUGACCAGAAGAGGUGUGGCAGGAUGAGCAAGGAGUCAGCCCAACAUGCUUCCAGAACACUGUUUCCCUGGCCCCACUGAGUGGACCGUACCUCUAAUGCCUACACAUUCUUGCUGACCCCAGGGCCAUGGCGACGGCCAUCAGAGUACCAGGGAGAGGCUUUCUUCUGGACAGACACAGUCCUGGCACCCUGGGCCAUGCAGACGGUACCCAGGAGGUCAACACACACAGGAACUUCUUGCAAAGGAGUGGCUUCGUUUUUUACAAGUUGUUUUACAGAUAUCGAAACAGUCCAAAAAAUGAUUUAUAAUUUCUUUUUUGUGUUAUGAAUAAAGAUCCUCUGUAAUGAA